UGCAGGAGCUGGGCCAGCAGAAGCGAAGCCGCCAUGGGCCGGCUUCCGGCGCGGCAUCUCAGCAAACGGAGUGACAGCCCAGAGACCGGGCCGAGCCGGGGGCGCGAGCCCGCAGCCGCUGUUCUCGUGUGUGCGGGGGCGAGCACGUCGCGACCCAGACGUGCGCCGGGGUGGAGAGCGGGCCGGGGGCGGGGUGUCGCCUGCACAAAUGGAAUCGCCGGGGUGGGACGGCCACAAUUGCGCGCCAAAUUUAACCGGGAGUUCUGGUGUUGCCCGCGAACUCGGGUUUUUACUGUCGCCGUCAUGGUUCGUUCGCUAAACUGCAUCGUCGCUGUGUCCCAGAACAUGGGCAUCGGCAAGAACGGAGACCUGCCCUGGCCCCCGCUCAGGAAUGAAUUCAAGUAUUUCCAAAGAAUGACCACAACCUCUUCAGAAGGUAAAAGGAAUUUGGUGAUUAUGGGUAGGAAGACCUGGUUCUCCAUUCCCAAGAAGAAUCGACCUUUAAAGGACAGAAUUAAUUUAGUUCUCAGUAGAGAACUUAAGGAACCUCCAAAAGGAGCUCAUUUUCUUGCCAAAAGUCUGGAUGAUGCCUUAAAACUUAUUGAGCAACCAGAGUUAAGAAGUAAAGUGGACAUGGUUUGGAUAGUGGGAGGCAGUUCUGUUUAUAAGGAAGCCAUGAGCAAGCCAGGCCAUAUUAAACUAUUUGUCACAAAGAUCAUGCAGGAAUUUGAAAGUGACACAUUUUUUCCAGAAAUUGAUUUGGGGAAAUAUAAACUUCUCCCAGAAUACCCAGGUGUUCUUUCCGAUGUCCAGGAGGAGAAAGGCAUUAAGUACAAAUUUGAAGUAUAUGAAAAGAAUGAUUAAUGUGAAGGUGUUUUCUGACUUAUUUCAGGUUGUUCCCCAUUCCUUCCAAACAAUUAUAUAUUUUAACAUUAGAGAAAGAGACCUCUGUUUACUUUAGAUGUAUGGAUAACUAUUUCUGAGCAAUGUGUUUCUAUUAAUUAAUCAAUCUCAACUGGAUUUGGUUAAGAUCAAUCUUACUUGUGCUAUAUCGGAUACCAAUCGUGAAACAUUUCAUACUGUAACUGUCUGAAUUUUCACCAAAGGCCAGGAUUAGGUCCCUAGUACCUGCUAGGGUAGCAUAUCUACCAAGACACCACAGUGGGAGAGUCCCCUGAGAGCAUGAGUUGAAACCAGGGUUUCUAGAGAGAGGAGCUAGACAGAUUUGUCCACAUGUCAGAAAUGGGUAAUAAGCUCAAUACCGCUGAGAUAACCUAGGAGAUGGAGGGGAAGUAAACAAGUAUUUAUCCCCUACUCAUCAUUGGUUGGGGGCUAUUCCCAAGGUUAUCAAUUUCCUGCCCUGUGUAUGAGCUGAACGUACUUCAGCUGCUAGAUACGGCCUCAGGUGUUUGCAUUAAGAAGAUGCUGGCAGGUACAGAAAGAGUGAAUACUAAAUACCUAAAGUAAUUCCAUAUGUUUGAUUGUUUGCAUAAGAUCUUCAUGCUUCCUAUGUAAUAAAAAGGAUAAAGCCACA
Molecule: messenger RNA, 1534 nt
Organism: Pteropus alecto (black flying fox)
Lineage: Eukaryota; Metazoa; Chordata; Mammalia; Chiroptera; Pteropodidae
Gene: DHFR
Product: dihydrofolate reductase
Exons: 6
Coding region: 34-864 (276 amino acids)
Biological process (GO): glycine biosynthetic process; folic acid metabolic process; dihydrofolate metabolic process
Cellular component (GO): mitochondrion
Molecular function (GO): NADP binding; dihydrofolate reductase activity
Source: RefSeq, a predicted model, not a curated record